Messenger RNA from Punica granatum (pomegranate), 1595 nucleotides. NCBI's taxonomy places the organism in Eukaryota, Viridiplantae, Streptophyta, Magnoliopsida, Myrtales, Lythraceae. The record is from RefSeq and is a predicted model, not a curated record.
ACGGUUAUUUUAUUUCUGUCCCGUGACAUUGUUUUCUUUGUUCUCCUCUGCACUGCAGGUGGAAUGGAGGAGACGAACCGAGCCCUAGACAUGGAGAUUGAGGUUCAGAAGGGCGAGGCGAAUAAGAAAGAGAAGACCAAGAGGAAGAAAAAGGGUAGAGUCGUCUCUCGCUUCUUUCAACAGAACCAGGGUGGGACUGGUGGUUGCAUCAAUGGCAAUCGUACGGAACGAAGGGGGAAGAGAUCCCGUAAGAAGGAGGAGAGGGUCGUCUCUCGCUUCUUCCAGAAUCGACAGCCGGAGCCGGAUAGGGGCACGAAGCGUAAGCGCAGCCGGUGCGAUGACAGCAGGGCAAUCGCCAGAAUCGAGGAACCAAUACCGAGCACGACUGUCACGGAGGAGAAGAAGGAGAGGACCGUUUCUCGGUUCUUCCAGAACGGAAAUGGAGAGCCCCGGGGGCGAGGGGUUGAAUCGAAGCUUGCAGCGGCUCUUGACGGCGGAGAAAUUCCUGACAUCGAGGAGCUGUUCUCGCGGUUUGCUUAUACGAAGAAAGUAGGCUCCGAUGAUAUUCCUUCUGAAUCAAAGGCGCGGAGCAUGCUUUCCCCCCGUUUUCGGAACACGAACGUGAGCCGCGGGCGAUUGACAAUGGGGAAGCGAAUCAAUGCAGAAUUGAUAGCGGAUUCAGCAGCCGAACCGCAACCGGAAGCGGAAACGGAAGCUGCUAAAGCUAAAAAGAAGAAGGUUAAGAGUAGCAAUGGCAGUACGAUCCUCUCGGCAAAGGAGAAGAAAAAAGAAGCCUACAGAAGGAGAGAUGCCGACAACACGUGGAAGCCUCCGCGCUCCGUACACCGGCUUCUUCAAGAGGACCACGCCCAUGAUCCUUGGCGGGUUUUGGUUAUCUGCAUGCUUCUUAAUUGUACGACUGGGAAACAGACUGGACAGAUCUUAGAAAAACUUUUCAGCGAGUUUCCGAAUGCACAAGCUGCUGCAGAUGCUCCAGAGGAGAGAAUAGAGGAGAUUAUAAGAACGUUGGGUUUACAAAAGAAGAGGUCCUGCAUGAUAAAACGUAUGUCUCAAGAAUACCUCGAUCAUGGCUGGACGCAUGUGACUCAGCUUCACGGUGUUGGCAAGUAUGCAGCUGAUGCUUAUGCCAUAUUCUGUACCGGAAAGUGGGAUCAAGUUAGUCCGGUCGAUCACAAACUGAAAGACUACUGGGACUAUUUAUGGACCAUUGAAGACAGAUUGAGAUAACUACAGUUUUCCCCCCCUUCCCCCUACCCUGAUUUUCGAGGUGUCUAUGAGGCAGUAUAAAUUCCGACAUAUAUGCUCUUCUAAGUAGUGCUUUUGGAGGCCAUUUUGUUGCAUGGAGGAUACAUCCCCUGUGGUAUAGUUAUGAGAAUGUGGACUUCGAGUGGAUUAACUUAAGUUGCCCUUGCACGUUAGCUGUUCUUUGAUGUAUAAGACUACGUAAACAGGAAGUUUUGCAAUGUAAUUUGUUGGGGUAAAUUGCACUGUUUGUAUAAAACCUUUUAGCGAUGUAAUAGUUUGGUACAAAAUCUCUUUUUUGGUGACAAUUUGAUACAAAACCUUCUAAAAUA